ACAAAAAUGUCUGACUUUGGCUUAGGUCCAUUCAAUAAAACUGGAGGCUUAGGAACUCAUGGCAAAACUCUUUACUAUAAAACUGAUGGUACAGGAAGAGAUACUUAUAUAAAGUCCGAUAAUGGAGGGAUGACAUCAGUUAUUAGUCCUGUAAAAUGGCCUGAAGUUGGUACUUUCACUACAAAGAAUCAAUACGCAAGCCCUUCUCCAACCAAGCCGAUCCCAAUCGUCUACUAUAGAUCAGAUGGAUCUGGGAGAGAUAACUAUAUCACAUCUUCUUCUGGUGGUUUUCACCCAGAAGCUAUGGGAAAAAGAGUUGAUCACCAUUUCUUGGGUACCUUAAGAGCUUCAAGGCCAUCUAAUAAAGAAUAUUACAGAAACGAUAGAAAUGCUAAAAUGGUCAGAAAGAUGUCCUUUUCACCCACAAAGACCUUCUAUGAUAGGAAGAUGUAUCAGUACCAGAAGCAGAGUACAACUAGGCUUUCUAAGCCGAAGCACCAGAGAGAAAAAAUCGUCAAGACUGAUGUCCUAAUUACCAAAAAGAGUUCUUAG
Molecule: messenger RNA, 552 nt
Organism: Moneuplotes crassus
Lineage: Eukaryota; Ciliophora; Spirotrichea; Euplotida; Euplotidae
Source: the annotation of a GenBank genome assembly